Molecule: messenger RNA, 2305 nt
Organism: Xyrichtys novacula (pearly razorfish)
Lineage: Eukaryota; Metazoa; Chordata; Actinopteri; Labriformes; Labridae
Source: the annotation of a GenBank genome assembly
AUGCAUCCAUCUCUGGAACCUGGGUUAGAGCGAGGGGUCCCCUGGGGUCGUGACCUCUACACCUUUGUAACUUCAGCGGCAGGUCACAUGAUGAGGACUCUUCAGAAACCCAGAAAGAACAGACCAUCCAAACGGCAGGUCAACCACCGCCGGUUCCUGCACAACAUGAUUCAGAGGUAGGUGUAUGUAAAUGCUUAAAGCUCCUGUGGGGAGGUUUUUUACAUUAAUGAAAUAGACUCAAAGUCAUAUUUAUGCCUUUUAAUGAUAUUUGAAAUCAAACAAGACGGAUGAUUUUGUAUCAUCAUGUGUAUAACACAUUUGACUGUCAAAAGUCACGACUCCUACAUGUAGAGGACAAGAUAAGCAGAGACUGCUUUGUCUCUGCUUAUCGCCAAAAUGGACUCAAACCAAAAGUUCCUCACAGGAGCUUUAAAGUAGCAUUAGAGACAUUCCCAGUCCUGGUUUCACCAUUAGCAUAAAUCUUUAACACUAUUUUCAUUUCUUCAAAUUGUCAAUAUUUUGAACAGGGCCAGGUUUGAGCCCUUGAGAGCUCAAGAAGUCUUAAAAGUCUUCCUUUCCUGGCUGGCUUUUUACAUGCCAGGUCAUGAAGUUGUUUCAUUUCACAGGAAAGUUUUCAGAAAUUUACUUUGCAGUGAUUUAAGAAAGAAAGUAGUUGCCAUAAUUUAAUCUUAUCAAUUAGCACAAAGACCAAAACAGCCUAAAGCCAGACUUUGUGUUUGUAGCAGAGUCAAGAGAACUCGCUCUCCCUGGUACAGUCUCUGAGCCAAGCAAAGCUGAGCCGCUGCCUGUUGUAGCUUCACAGACUCCAAAGAAAUAAUUUUCUUUUGAUCCAUUUCUGCACAAGUUAGCUGGCUAUCUUUUUGUGUAAGAUUUUUUGAGGUAUUAAAAAUGUAAUUCCUUUUUUCAACCAAAACUACUGAUCGUACAUUUGUCCCUUUUCUCCUUGUUUGUCUCUCUCAUCAGAAAGCUUGCAGACAUAGAAGCAGCAAAUCACAAACUGGCCCCUGCACUAGAUAAUAAUGAAAAGGAGAAAAACAUGUUGGCUCUGCCAUCAAGGAAGCCAGAUAUUCUUGAUAAGUCAGAUGUUCCUUCUGUAGAUGUUGAUCUUCAAGAUCAAGAUCACUACAGCCAUCAUGCAGAAGUAGAUGACAUGGCUAAGUCCAGGACUGGAUCACAGGAAACUGAAAUCAGAGAGAAGCAGCAGAAGGAGACGGGACAUCUUUGGAAACGGCACCCCAAAUCACAAAACACAACCUGCAGUGCCAGACAGAGCAACCAGAGCAAAGGGAGGCAGAGAACGGAGACUCUGGAUCACAAACUGGAGGAUGUCACAUCUGUAAGCUUUCAAAAUGGUGAAGAUGGACACCACAGGUCAAAACCAAAUCAGCCAGUAUCAGCCCACUUCUUUGAGGAAGACUCGCCAACACUUCCACAGGACACCAGUUUCUUCACGUUUGGCCAAAAUGUAGACGUCUCUUCUUCUGUUUCUCCAGAACUCUCUCCAUCGUCUCUUGACUCUUGUGACUUCUCGAUGCAAAUAUUCAAAGACAUACUGACCCAGAAAAACAUGGCAGACAUUUCUGAGGGUCAGUGGACAGAUUUCAUGGAUCUCUUCAGUGCUGGCAGUAGGGAUUUAGAAGUCUGCAUGGAUGUGGAGGCUUACCUCGAAAGCAUCUGUGUUUAUCAAGGUGACGGCGGACAGGGAGGCCGUGAUGAAGGUGUGGCAUUUUCAGACCAGUCAGAUGGUUGUAGAAGAGUCUGCAGUGACAGAUCUGGAGUGAAGGAUUUGCAGACUGAGACAGGUGAUUAUAGGUAUGAGUAUGGAUACUUUUGCAGUGAGGAUCAGGGAUUGGCUAUCAGACAAAACAAAGAUAUUCCAGAGACACAAUUUAACGAUUUUCAGCCCUCCCAAGAUACUUACAUCAUCCACAACCAGCUCCCUACUUCUACCAACUACAACUACAUCCCCUCAGAGCUGCAGAUGUGCCAGCACUCCAACCAAGACACUUCCUGUGCGCCGAUAAAUUGUGAAAACUUCACACCGUUUGAAGGGGUUGCCCAAUCAUUUUCUGUCCCACCUCACAACCCUGAGGACCGUCCAAUACCAACACCACCACAUGAAGACGACUGGCUGUUCACUGAUAUCUUGAAGUCACCGGAGUGCCAAGAAAAUAUGCCUCCUCUUAAAAGUGAUGCAUGGAUUAUGUCUGCUGUGGACGGUGAGGGUGAAGGUGAUCGGAGUGUGACACAUCUUGUCCACCUCAUUUCAAGAGAGCAAGAAUGA